Pogoniulus pusillus (Red-fronted tinkerbird) is the source of this 3513-nucleotide messenger RNA. RefSeq names its product thioredoxin domain containing 11 (gene TXNDC11). The transcript has 12 exons. Bases 170 to 2920 code for a protein of 916 amino acids. The record is from RefSeq and is a predicted model, not a curated record. NCBI's taxonomy places the organism in Eukaryota, Metazoa, Chordata, Aves, Piciformes, Lybiidae.
GGCGGCCCUGGCCCAGGCGUCUUCGCGCUUGCUCGGGGCGCCGUAACGUGGCGGCAGCGGGUUCGCUGGCAACGGGGCCCGCCCCGGCGCGACUGACAGGCGGGUGGUAGGGAGACGUGUGCGAGCGGGAGCGGCCCGGUUCCCGCACCCCUCCCCGCUGUGGCGGGGGAUGAUGUCGUUAUGCGGCGGCUCCGGCCCCGCGGCUGCCCCUCGCUUGCGGCCUCGCGCCGCCCAGAUGGCGCGGCGGCCCGAGCUGCUGUGCGGCGCUGCCAUCCUGCUGGGCUGCGCCUUCCUUGUCGCCCUCAAAGUCACCUGCAGCCGAGCAAAAGAUGUAACAAUGCCAGCGAAACUUCCAGUGAAUUUUUUCUCCACAAGAUCUCCAGUCAUUGAUCUUUUCCGUGGACAGUUAGACUAUGCAGAUCACCUUCGGCAGGAUUCGGAAAUUGCGCUGUAUUUCUUCUACGCGCCGUGGUGUGGCCAGUCCAUUGCAGCAAGAGAGGAAGUAGAACAUGUGGCCAGCAGCUUGUCAGACCAGGUGCUGUUUGUGGCAGUAAAUUGCUGGUGGAACCAGGGGAAAUGUAGGAAGCAGAAGCAUUUCUUUUAUUUUCCUGUGAUACACUUAUACCAUCAGAGUUUUGGACCAAUUGAAUACAAAGGCCCUAUGAGUGCUGUUUAUAUUGAAAAGUUUGUUCGUCGGGUGAUGACACCACUACUCUACAUCUCGUCUCGAUCAAAAUUACUAGAUUUCCUCUCAAAUUAUGAGCCAGGAGUUAUAGGAUAUUUUGAGUUCAAUGCUUCACCCCAACCGCCUGGUUAUUUAACAUUCUUCACGUCAGCAUUACAUUCAUUAAAGAAAGAUUACCUUGGAACAAUACGCUUUGGAGUGAUCACAGAUAAACGUGUUGCAGAGGAGAUUUCCUUGGUGCGUUCAGGCAGCGUGUAUUUGCACAGACAUGUCAACACAUCUCUUAUCUACCCAAAUGACAUAAUGAACUAUACUGCUGAGAACAUUUGCAAGUGGGCUCUAGAAAAUCGAGAGAUGCUAAUACGGUGGCUGAGACCACACGGUGGAAAAAGCCUUCUUCUAAACAAUGAGCUGAAGAAAGGACCAGCACUUCUCAUAUUUAUACCUUACAAUCCCUUAGCAGAAAUUCAUCCUCUUUUAGAUGAAAUUACCAAAGUGGCCUUGGAAUACCACAACUGUAAUAAAAGCCAGGCAGCUGAGCCAGAUCUUCAACACUUAGGAGACACCGAUUCACCAGCUUUUGAUUCCUCUGUACCAGAUGCACAUCUGAAAUUACCAGAAACGUUUUCCAUAACCAAGUACCCAUGUUGUAACACAGUGGUGCUUCCCCAGUGGCAUUCAAUAUCCAGAACUCACAAUGUCUGUGAGCUUUGCAUUAACCAGACACGUGGUGUCAAACCAAAUAAAGUCCAUGGGCCACACUGUAACUUUUUAGAGAUAGAAGCAGCUUUGGACUCUUUCUACCUCCAGGAACAUACCUUUUUCCAAGUUAUUUCGAAUACCAUAGAAUGCAGCAAUUUCUUAAGUUUCUAUAGUCCCUUUAGUUAUUACACUGCAUGUUGCAGGACAGUAAACAGGCAUUUUUUAAGUUUCAUUAGUUCUGAGAAUGCCAUCUUUCAGACCCCCAAGGUAGCAUUUUCUUCCCAUGGGAAGAAAGAUAACACCCAACAUUCUACUCCUCACAUUGAGGAUAGGAAUUGUUUCAUUCCUAACCUUCAUCUUAGUGACACUAACAUUACGGGUCUGAGCUGCAGGACCAACAAAACCUUGAAUCUCUAUCUACUGGAUUCAAAUCUUUUUUGGAUAUAUGCAGAGAGACUAGGAGCAUCAAGAUCUACUCAUCUUAAGGAAUUUGCUGCCAUCGUUGACCUAAAAGAAGAAGUGCACUAUGUCCUGGAUCAAAAUCAGUCACUCAUUGGAUCUACCCUGGAGAACUUCAUAAAAAAUUUCAGUAUUCUCUACAGUCCCUUGAGAAGGCAUCUUGUGGAUGACCAUUCAGUUCAUUUUCAUGGACAGCAUGUAAUCAGAGAAGUGACUACUCAUACCUUUCAUGAAACUGUGUUUUUGAGUGAAAAGAAUGUGUUGCUGCUCUAUUACGCACCAUGGUGUGGAUUCUGUGCUUCUCUAAAUCACAUCUUUAUUCAACUUGCUCGGCUUUUACCUCCAGAUAAUUUCAUUGUGGCAAGGAUUGAUAUCACUCGAAAUGACCUUCCGUGGGAAUUUAUGACAGAUCAUCUCCCCACCAUUUUACUUUUUCCUCGCCAGAGGAAGGAGCAAAGUGUGAAGUUCCCUGAAGACUUUCCAGUUAACCUUCCUAAUCUCCUUAAAUUUAUUUUACAUCACUCAAGUCUUUCUUCAUCAGAGCCCUGUACCAAAGAAUGCCUACAUAAGGGGACAGUUCUACAGCAAGGACACAUCUCCCACCUAGAGAGAGAAAUUCAGAAGUUAAGAUCAGAAAUUAGGGCACUUCAUCAGGCCCAUGACCAGCUUGAAGCACAGCUUUCUGAAGCUAGGAGAGAGGAACACAGACUACAGCAGGAAAAACACACACUAGAAAAGCAGCACAGGACUCUGCAGCUCCAUAGUGAGCAGCUACAGGCCACAUAUGACCAGAAGAAUAAGGAAUUAUUAGAAAUGGCUGAAAAGCUUCAAGAAUUAGCUGAUGCAUCGGAAAACCUCCUUAAAGCAAAUACUUUGCUGAGAAUCCUGGUGGCAUCAAGGGAAGGAAAGCUACAAAGCGAAGAGGAAAUUAAAGAAUCUCUUCUGUCAGAGCAGACAAUUUCUGAAGAUCAUGAUGUAUCAGUUUCAACAGGUACUGCCACAUCAGAAGAAGAAAGGAUUGAUAACAUGGAUACCAUAAACACAGAGCACAGUAGUGGAAACAGGACAGUAUGAUUGCUUACACAGUCAAAUGAUGCAGUAUAGGGUAGGUAUUUAUGCAAAUUUUAUUGAAAUUCAUUGUAAAUAAAAAGACUUCUUCCCCUAUAUCAUCUAGGAAAAGAAAAAUCAAAUGGGAUAUUUUUGUAUACUUGAACAAUUACUUAAUACCCACAUCUAAAAAGAAGAGGAGAAUGGAAAACACUUUCUGCACUUUACUAUUGCACUAACUUGUAAAUCCUAUCCAUUUAAAUUAAAGAUGCUGGUUUUUAAGGGGCAGGAGUAUGAAGCACCUCUGACUUCAGGAGCAGUUAUUUUUUCACUGGCUUUCUCUUAUAGCUGCUGAAAGAGAAAUCAGACCUUUGAUUUAUACUUCCACAUAUAAAUUUCUGAAGUUUGCCCUUUACACUGCAUUGUCUUUGAAUUAAAAGAUACUUCAUCUGUGUAAUCAGUAAACUUGAAUGGACAACAUCAUCUUGCUACAACUAUUCUAUUAUAGAACUUCAGCACUUCAUCACUUUUGUAUACCAGUUAUCUGACUGUCUUGAAAAAUCUGCAAGAGCCAUGUGUGAACUGUUCCUUACUGAAAACUAAAAGUCUUACUGAAUUAA